AUGACGGAUAGUCCUCCUGAAGACCCUUUGUUUAAUUAUAGGCAACAACAAAGGGAGAAUUACGAAUCUCGUAAUCAUUCUAACAAUAGGAACUCGUUAUUUCAAGACGAUGUAUACACUAACAUUCAAUCAAAUGAUAGGUAUUCCGAUGGCAGACUCAAUGGCGGUGUAGCCAGUGAUCCAACAUUCCUAGGGAGGUUAUUUGGAAUGCUGAGGAAUAAGGCAAAUACUUUAUCUAACUUUUUGGUUCCAAGCUAUUCUAGUUUUACGACUUCUGAAUCGAUAUCAACGGUUUUGUUUUUCACAGUUGUUGGCUUCUCCCUUUUUUUCUUAUUCCUGUUGUUGUUUUAA
This is a messenger RNA of Theileria orientalis strain Shintoku, 351 nucleotides long. RefSeq lists its product as hypothetical. The transcript has 5 exons. The coding region runs from base 1 to 351 and encodes 116 amino acids. The record is from RefSeq and is a predicted model, not a curated record. NCBI's taxonomy places the organism in Eukaryota, Apicomplexa, Aconoidasida, Piroplasmida, Theileriidae.